ACUGCUCAAAGGGAACAGAGUAUACAGGAAGAUCUGCUAGAGAGAACAGCUGAAGUUGCACAGGGGAACAACGCAAAGGGAGUAUAUAAAAAAAAAGUGCACAGUGCAAGGGGAAAUCUACAAAAUAAUUGGAAGAACACAGAGAGUGCACUACAACAGAGGGAACAGAAAGUAGAAAGGAGAACACACAAGGAAUAAAAACAGGAGUUACACAAGUUUAUAAUAUACGGCUCAACACAGGCUUCUUGAGAUAACAUACAGAACAGUAGUGGCAUAAAGUUAGCAGUUUCAGACGGGAUAAAAUAAAGAAGAGAGAAAAUGGGCACAUCACAUAGACAACACCUCCACUGAAAUAUUACGGGGACAACAGCAUUGGAAAUAUAGAAAUUCCAACACAAACCAUUGAUAAUAGCGAUAAGGUACUGGAAAAUCAGUACAAGAAGUUGUACAGUCGUAAUAGAAAACAUUACAAAGUGUGUAGUACAUUAUCAGUACAUAUACUACAGUAGUGGAGGCGAUAAAAAAUAAGGUACAGGUACGGAGAGAGAGCAAAGUGGUUGUAAACUAAACAGUACAGGGCAGUAGUUUACCACCCAGAUAGUUGUGGAAAGUGCGCAGAGCAGAUGGAGAAUAGGAGUAACAACAUCGGAGGAAGAGUGUAGAGAAAAUAGUGUAUACAGAGAAGAAAUUCAAAGAAAUUCAAAGACAAAGAGCAUUGGAUCUUCAGCACAUCGCUGUAAAAUGGACUUCAGGCUCCUCAUAAUCCCUUUGCUGCUGCUGCUACUCGUUAAUUCCAUCAAACCUACAAAAACAGCAAAAAGUCAGGAAACUAAACAAGGAAUUUACCCUGCAGUUAAUUCCAUCAAACCUACAAAAACAGCAAAAAGUCAGAAAACUAAACAAGGAAAUAACCCUGCAGGUUCCAACAGUGAAAACUUCACGUGCAUUCAACAACCAUCUCUGAUAAAUAAAACCUUGUGUGAAGGACAAAACGGUUGGUUAACUGAAGAUGGUAUUAACUGUAGCUGCUUCGAGGGAUAUAUAGGCCCAGAUUGUGCAGAUGAUGUUAAUGAAUGUAUCACUAACAAGAGAUGUGGUAGUCAUACAUGCAACAACACCAUGGGAGGUUACUUCUGUACUUGUAAUAAAGGCUAUUACACAGAACAAAACAAAGCAUUAUUCUGCCCUAAUGAGCCGGCAUGUAUAGAUAUAAAUGAGUGCGAAGAAGACCGAUUGAUCUGUGGACCAUAUGGAAACUGUUCUAAUAUUGAUGGCGAUUAUACCUGCAAGUGCCUGGGAAAUUCACGUAAGAUCAUCAAUAACACAAAGGACCCAUGUGUUGGAAAAGAGCUGACCGGGCCUGCCUCUGGGUGCCACCUUGGAGGGGAGGGUAGGAUUAUCGGUAAUAAGCACAGUAACGUGAAAUGUAAGACGACAUCGAAAGAUGCUCUGAGCGAGACACAGCCACCAUGCACAAAUUCAUUGUGUCAUCUAAAUAACCUCAUCUCUUCUGUAACUCCAUCAUGUAAUGAAACAACAGUGGACCAACAAUCUGCUAUGGAGAAGUUACUGAAUGAACUGGAAUCUCUUCUUGCCGAUCCAGUCGAGGACAAAUUAGAGUUUGCAAAAGAGAUGCUCUACCUGGUAGAGGAUAUAAGCCGGGUACUUACUCUCCUGCACCAGACAAAUAUUACACUGCAGAGCAAAGAGAAAAGCAUUGCGCUCUAUAGUUUGCGUACCAGUAUUCCGCCUGAGAGGAUCUCUUUAAAGAGCAACGCAAGUUUUUUACACUUACAUGGGAAGGAUGCUGCAAACAGGAUUCUAAAAGAUUUGAUUGUGUUUGGCUUUCUAGAAUACCGCAACAUUUCUCAUUUGCUUCAAAACGCUAGCUUUUUAGAUGCAUCUUCUAAAGUUCACCGUAGACUAAUAUCUCCUGUGAUUAGCACCUUUGUCGGUAGCACAAAUACUACAGAUCUGAAGGAACCAUUCAAUUUCCGACUACAACAUGAGACAAUCGAGAAACAUAAUUGGACAGUUUGUGUAUUCUGGGUGCAUGAUAAAAAAUCCUGGAGCAGCACAGGAUGUGAGAAAAUAAACAGCACAGAAAAUGAGACUUUCUGCCGCUGCAGUCACAUGACUAGUUUUGCCAUCUUGAUGGCUAUGCACGAUAUUGAGGAGAGCUGGGAACUUACGCUAAUCACAAAGAUUUGUCUCUCGAUCUCCAUCAUUUGUCUUGUUCUGUCCGUCCUGACUUUUGGCUUGUGUCGGUCAAUUCGAGGGAUACGAAACACGAUCCACUUACAGCUAUGUGCCAGCCUCCUAUUUGGAAAUAUCAUAUUUUUGUGGGGAAUACAAGCCACUUGGCACGAGGUCCUGUGCAGUGUGAUAGCAGGAUUUUUGCACUUUUUUUACCUUUCCGCCUUUUGCUGCAUGGCUCUAGAAGGACUGGAGCUCUAUUUGAUGCUAGUGACAGUGUUCAACACCCACAUAUUGAAGAAAAGACAUCUCUUAGCUGUAGGCUAUGGAAUUCCAGCUGUUAUUGUCACCAUCAGUGCAAUAACAUACUCCAAAGGAUAUGGGACUCCCAAACACUGUUGGCUGUCUCUGGAGAAUGGUUUCAUUUGGAGCUUUAUUGGACCAGUCUGCUUUAUUUUACUGAUUAAUUGUGGAAUUUUUGUACUCACUGUUUGGAAACUGACUGAGAAAAUGUCAUCUAUCAGCCCGGAGAUGGGGAAAUACAAGAUGAUCAGGACCCUAACAAUUACUGCAGUGGCACAGCUCUCCAUUCUAGGAUGCACAUGGGUAUUUGGAUUUCUGCAAUUUGGAGCAGCUGCCCUGGUUUUUGCCAAUUUAUUUGCUAUCCUCAAUUCCCUACAAGGACUACAGAUCUUUGUAUUGCACUGCCUGAUAAACAGACAGGUCCGUGAUGAAUAUGCACUCUUGUGUUGUGCAAUCGUUCAUCUUAAGACACCAAGCAGAUACACAGAGUUUACCAGCAACAGUGCAUCUGCCACAAAUACUCUGACUAAGGUUAAAUCACCCAACAAAGAAUCCAACCUUUAGCCCAAGAAAACAUCUUACAACUAAAUCUUCAAACGCAUUUCUACUUUGUCAAUCAAAACCUCUUACAGUGACGGUGGGAAUUGUGGACUUGAAUUAAAACCGCAUGGAAUUAAAUAAAAAAAAAAAUGUAGCAAGUUUGAAAUAUAUAAAGUUUACAUAUAGCUUAAAACAAAAAGGCACAAAGCUAUGUUUAAAGAGGUUUUUGAAAACUUCAUCAGGAGUCUGCUUCUGGUCACAAAUUUGUGUGGCUUAUCUGUACAUCUAGCAAUUACAUUUAUUAGACAAGACUACCAUAAGGUCAUUGCCCAUAUACAGAAAUGUAUCAUUUCCACAUCAGUGUCAUCAACCCUUUUAAACCCGUUUAGACUGUCAAGUUACUUCAGUGCACAAGAGGGUUUUUAAUAGUAAAAAAAAGUUUUAAUUUUCUUCCCAUUUUUACACAACUCAAAGUUCUUAAUAAAAAAAUCCCAGGAUAAUAAAACCAGUCUUCGCUCCCUAGUCUGGGAGGACAAAACAAUCAGAGGCUUGGUUAUCGGCUCUGUUCAACUGCAGAGGAGAAAAAAAAAAAAAAGUGUUAGGUACAUACUACAACAUCACUAGAAGCAAAUGACAUUUUUCAAGUCAGAUGAUUUUACUUUCUGAACUAUUCGACAGCUAUAUUCAAAAGUGACUUUCUGCAUCACAAGUGGGAUUGGAUUCUCAAUAUUCUUGCUUUCUUUUAAAAUGUACAUAAACUUGCUGUUGUAAAUCAUGGCCUGUGGCCUAUAUAGCUUUUUUUUAAUGUUUAAAAAAAAAAAAAAAAAAAAAUAUAUGCACUGCAUUUGGGAAAAGGCUUGGGUUUUCCCGAUUCACAUUUGCACCUAGCGAUAACCCAAACACAUAAUUGGAAAUAAGAGGAAACUGAAAAAUUUUAUCUUUCUAAAAAUGUCAGACAUUGGACUUGUUUAAAAAAGUGUGACUUAGAAAGCAUGGACCCGUUUUACCUUUUAAUAUAUUUGAGAAGGGCUUAAAUAGUGGAAGUUAAGGUACUAAAAUUUUACUUCCAGCUCCUAAAUUUGGGAUUCUACACAUCCUAGCAUAUUAGGUAACCAAGUCUAUCUCAACUGAACAAGCACAUGAAUGGUAAAACAAAAACAGUAGCAUAAAAUUGUCUUUUCAACAGUAUAUAUCUAUACACCAUUAUGAAAACCAAAGCUUGGAUGUGAAUAGAGUAUAUUAAAUUAUUAUUUAAAAAGAUAAUCCCUUUAUUACCCAAUCCCCCAGUUUUGCAAAGCCAACACUGUUAUAUACUUUUUACCUCCGAUUAUCUGAAUCUAAGCCUCUCUGAAAACUGCCGCUUAUCUCAGUGCUUUACAAACUUGCAUUUGAGCUAAUCAGUGCUGUUUCCUGCAUAAUCAUUCUCCACAGAAGUGAGUAUGUUACCUAAAUGGCAAACGCAAACUAGCACUGUCUGGUUGUAAAUAGCACUGAGAUGAGGUGGCCUGCAUGGGGCUUAGGCAGAGGUUUUUUUUUUUAAGUAUAUUAAUAGAACCAUUUUCUUUAGGCAAAAAAGGUAGUAAAGGCGUUAUCCAUCUUUUAAACACACAAAAAAAAAGUAGUCCACUUUUAAUACAUAAAUCCAGUUUAAUAGAGUCUACAAAGUGAGACAUGAUUAGACUAAAGAUAAUGUAUUAUAGAAGAAACUAUUUACUGUACUCACUAGUACAGAAUUUAAAUGCAGCUUAAGGGGGAAAUAUAGAUCUCAAGAAUUAUAAUUUGAAAAAAUGCUUGACAGAUUUACUUUUCUGUGCCUAUGUCUGCUUGUUACCACAUCAAAUAACUUUUUUUUAAAAAAAAGCCAAAGAUUAGAAGCCAAAAAUAGUUUCAAGAGCCCUGACGCCUUAGUGCCAGGCAUUGUUAACCCCUGCAUUACAGGUACAUGUAUAAACCCACAUAAAAUCAAACAUCUUUUUAGGGGUUAAAGUCUCAGAUGACAGGCCUGCUUCAUUGUGUAUGUGUCAACAAAAUUUUGUGGGAAUAAACCAUUGUUAAGCAAA
Messenger RNA from Bombina bombina (fire-bellied toad), 5099 nucleotides. It is a transcript of the gene ADGRE5, whose product is annotated as adhesion G protein-coupled receptor E5. Bases 742 to 3063 code for a protein of 773 amino acids. Gene Ontology annotation, biological process: adenylate cyclase-activating G protein-coupled receptor signaling pathway; cell surface receptor signaling pathway. Gene Ontology annotation, molecular function: calcium ion binding; G protein-coupled receptor activity. Gene Ontology annotation, cellular component: membrane. Lineage: Eukaryota; Metazoa; Chordata; Amphibia; Anura; Bombinatoridae. The transcript is spliced from 21 exons. The record is from RefSeq and is a predicted model, not a curated record.